Messenger RNA from Salpingoeca rosetta, 4136 nucleotides. Its product is annotated as TKL protein kinase. NCBI's taxonomy places the organism in Eukaryota, Choanoflagellata, Craspedida, Salpingoecidae. The transcript has 4 exons. Gene Ontology annotation, molecular function: protein binding; ATP binding; protein kinase activity. The record is from RefSeq and is a predicted model, not a curated record. Bases 1 to 4038 code for a protein of 1345 amino acids. Gene Ontology annotation, biological process: protein phosphorylation.
AUGGGGGCAGCUGCUGUGGCAAUGGCGUUGGCUGUUGUCGCGGUGCUGCUCGCUGGCAGUCCACCAUGGACUGAUGCAGCGCCAUCCAUCGCAGCGCCACCCAUCGCAGCGCCACCCAUUUUGCGCCUGCUCUCCCCUCGCGAAACCAUCGCCCUCUGCGACCGAGUGGACGAUACACUGUCGCAGAUAAUGGCAGCGCUGCAUGCUCAAGGUGCUGCUGCUGGUGCCGCGCACAACACCACGCAACAACAACAGCAACGACGACCGCAGAUUGACCUGUCCUCAAUUCGAGACAUGAUGGACGUGGUUGGCUGUCCCGUCAACGAUGAGGAAUAUGUUCAACCGCAGGUGCUUCUGCCUCCAAAACCACGGGACAAUCACGCGUCCCCACCACGACCACGCGCCACACGUGCGCCCAGCAACACCACUGAACCCACCACCACGUCACUGUCCGUGCCCUCCGCGGCCACCAUCACGCGCACGACCGCCGCCCCCUUGUUGCAGUCAUCCCAGCGACGCCUGCAGCGGCAACGAAGAGAGGACCCGCUCAAAGUGGGCUCGUGCACAUUCUCCAGCGUGGUGGACGGCACAUGCCCUCCCCCGCCUUUCAACGCCUCCCUGACAAUCACCUUCGAGGACGAAACUGAGGUGCCGGAGGGCGCAGACCCCCAGCGCGUGCUUGCCAUCUCCUCCAACGUCUUCGAUUUGGUGUUGAGUGGCAGCGUGCAUGAGCAGCCCUUCCGCUUCAUCGUCGACAACGGGGACUGGACGCGGGUGACCCUGCUUGACAUUGAGGGAUUGGAGUUCCGCGUGUUCGAGCUCAGGUGGCUCAACGGCUUCUCCAGUGUGACCAGCCUGGUGAUUGCCAACAACCCGAGCCUCGACCUCGAUGCCUCAGGGUUUGCGCUCGCUUCACAGCUGGUCACGUUCAGCCUGGAGGGCAACUCGCUGCCACAGGUCUCCGACGAUGUGUUUGCCGGCAUGACGGCGCUGCAAUUCCUCAACCUCGGCCAUAACCGCAUUCGCACUGUGCCCAUGCGCCUCUUCAGCUCCAUGCCGCUGCUGCACACGCUCUUCCUCAACAACAACAUCAUCACGCACGUGGAGGACGCGGCGUUUGCGGCCCUCAAGUCCCUCCUCGUGCUCAGUGUCCGCUUCAACGACCUCACCCAGCUCUCCCAGUCCGCCCUCUCCGGCCUGUACCAGCUGAAGGACCUGCGUCUCGGCGGCAACCCAUUGCAGACCCUCACCCCGCUCGUGUUCUCGCAUCUGCACGCGCUGGUGUCGCUGGACGCGUCGGAUAUGCUGCUCUCCACCAUCCACGCAGACGUCUUUGCCGCCACCACCAGCCUCAAAAUCCUCCGCCUUCGCGGCAACGCCAUCACGUCCUUGCCUGCAGGCAUUUUCCGGCACCUCUCGCAGCUGGAGCUGCUCAACCUGCAGCAGAACAGGCUCGCCUCGCUGCCGCCCACGCUGCUACAGCCGCUGACGAGCCUCCAGGUCCUGGACAUUGGCCACAACACGCUGGCCUCGUUCCCGCCCAACUUCUUCGAUGUGUGCGAGCCGCUGUUCCUGGUGCUGGCAGACAGCAACCGCCUGACCGCGCUGCAGCCAACCAUCUUCAAACACAACCGGCAGAUGGCGCGCGCCGUGUUCUCCAACAACGCCAUCACCUCCAUCGAGGGCGUGUUUGCAGACACGCCCCUGCUGGAGAUGCUUGACAUGGACAGCAACCGGCUCACCCGCUUCCCGCCGUUUGACCUGCCACAACUCUUCCACCUCGUCCUCAGCAACAACCCCAUCACCCACCUGCCAAACGUGACCAGGCUGCCCUACCUCACCACGCUGCGCCUGCGCAACCACCACAUCACCGCCCUCGACCUCACCCCCGUGCUCUCCCUCACCCUCAUUGGCACGCUGGAGCUGGACGCGGCACCGCACAUCCGCUCCGUUGCCCAGUUUGACGCGAGCCAGCUGCCGCAGCGCAGCCGCCCACCACUCCUCCGCACCCUCCGCCUCAUCAACGUGGACGCCACGCCCAUCAUCAACCAGCUGCAAGCGCUCGCCGUGCUGAGCCUCGAGUCGCUGCACAUUGGCUGGCCGGGCCUCGAUGCCUCCGUCAGCCCCGUAGUCGACCAAGUGUGUGAUCUCCUCGCAGACAACGUGCGCGAGCUGGCGCUCACCCGCACGGGGUUUACCUCCAUCGACCUGUGCCCAACCAAGACGUUUGACGCCGUGUUCCUGCAGAACAACGAGCACCUGCAAACGGUGACCAUCCACAACGCCCUGUCCGAGCUCAACGUGUCCAGCUGCCCCUCCCUCACGGAGAUUGUCGUGCCCUCCGUUGCUGUGCUCGACAUGAGCAGCACCUACCUCCGCCCCAGCGUCGCCUUGUGCCGCAGGUGGGGGUUCAGGAUGCUGUUUGCGCGCAACAUGCCCAGCGAGCUGUUCCGUACCAUCCAGGCUGCACGUGCCCUGGGCAACUGCCUCGUGCGCGUGGACGUUCUCGAUGCUUCUGGCAACGCGUGGCUGGACCAGCCGGGCGAGCUGGCCCGGUUUGCCGGCGAGCUCGUGGCCCUCUCUGACACAACAUUUGUGUCGCUGGCCUUUGGGCCCGUGCGGUCGCGGUCAACGCCCCCCGUGCUGCAGCUGCGGGACACGCCUGUCGAGUGCACGAUUGAGCUGCAGACGAAGGAGCUGCGACACGAGGAGGACCUCAACGUCGGCCUGCAGGUGGUGUACUCGUUCCAGUGCGGCUGCUCGCAGGGAUACCGGCUCAACUCGAACAACGUGUGCGAGCCAAAGGGCCCCAACAUUGCUGCGAUUGUGGGCGGGUCCCUGGUGGGUGGACUGGCCAUCCUGGUGCCCGUGGUGCUGUGGCUCUACCGCCGCUACUGGAAGAGCAAGAUCAAGCACCAGCAGCUGCUGUCGGAGAAGGACGAAGAGGUGAUGGCGCUGAAGAGGGCGUGGGAGAUUGAGUACGAUGAGCUGCACAUUGUGAAGCGUGUUGCUGCGGGCUCGUUUGGUGCCGUGUUCAAGGCCAAAUGGGACACGGUGACGGUUGCGGUGAAGGUGCUGCAGCAAGCCGUCAUGGCGCUGGAUGAACACACCGUGAUUGAGUUUGAGAAGGAGGUGGAGUUCCUGCAGAAGACACGGCACCCGAACGUGGUGCGGUUCUUUGGCGCGGGCACAGACCCCAACGGCAGCCCGUUCCUGGUGCUGGAGUAUGUGGCGAUGGGAUCACUGAAAGAUCUGUUGGGGAAGGACAUGGAACAGGUGUUGAGGGAGGUGAGGGCGACGCAGAGCAAAGAGGGCAGCCAUGCCUUUGACGCAGGUCCGCUGAUGGACACCACAGCUCAGAGCACCCACCACCCCCACGAGAGUGAACUUGCCACCAUGACUGUCUGGGACCUGAAGCUGCGACUGCUACGUGACGUUGCCAGUGGCAUGGCCUUCAUCCACAGUCUGGACCAGAUGCACCGAGACCUAAAGAGCGGGAACGUGCUGGUGUCAUCGUCGCUGCGCGCGAAAAUCACGGACUUUGGAUCCAUUCGCCAGUGCUUGGCACGGUCAGAGUCGUCGAGGUCACACCCUGCAUCGGCGCCGUCGGCGAUCACAGAGCUGCUGUACACGCGUGGCGCAGGCGCUGCAACCAUGCAUCUCCACAUGACAGCAGCCGUCGGCACGCCCAUGUACAUGGCCCCCGAAGUCUUCUUGGGAGAGGAGUACAACGCCAAGGCGGACGUGUUCAGCUUUGGCGUGCUCAUGUGGGAGGUGGCCACGCAGCGGGACCCAGACCUGAUUGCCCAAGAAAAGGGUCCAAAGUAUCGUGGCCCGCUCCUCGCCACCCAGGCCAACCUGUUGAAGGAAGGAAAGCGCAUGCGCUUUGAAGACCACGAGGGAAGGCCGCUGUCGGUGUCGGAGUGGUACACACAGCUGGCGUACCAGUGCAUGGCGAGCGACCCUGCCGACCGCCCAACUUUUGAUGAGCUCAAAACCAAGCGCUUGGCGCACCAGAAUGCCGCGCAGGAGCGAUAGUAGUAGUUGUUGUAGUCGCAGUAUUAGUUGUAUGUGCGUGUGUGUUUGUCUCUGUGUGUGUGUGUGUAUUUGUCUGUGUGUGUGUGUGUGUGUGUGUG